Molecule: messenger RNA, 240 nt
Organism: Macrosiphum euphorbiae (potato aphid)
Lineage: Eukaryota; Metazoa; Arthropoda; Insecta; Hemiptera; Aphididae
Source: the annotation of a GenBank genome assembly
AUGUCACAGAGCAGUAGUACAAGUGGUGACAUGGUUGCGGCAGGCAUCGGCCUGAAGCGCGGCCCGCCCUCGCCAGGGGAACAUAGCGCUAAGCAGCCAAGAACAGCAAAUAAGUCAGCAGAACAGAAAGAGCUCAACGACCUCCUUGGGUGGCUUGAGCAGACUGUCAUGCAGGAAAAAGGGAAGAAGCUGGGUGUCCUAAUCUCGGAAAAAAAUGAUGGUCAAACUCUCGAGACUUAG